ACUUGCUGAAAAUUGAAGCUGCACGCCGAUGCAUGGAAACCUCUCUCUUAUAUACGUUAGGACCAAACCCAACUGAUUCCAUAAACCGGAGGAUUUCCGCUUUGCCCAGGCCAAGUUUCCCUACUGAAAAAGCUAGCCGACGCCGACGGAGUCACGCGAGGAAGCCGCGUCUGAGCGAAAGAUGAAGAGAGCGUUCCGGCGGCUAUCUUCCUUCACGCGCCUUCUCCACUCGCGCCCUCCCCCACGCGCCCCCCUCGCCCUCAACAGAAUCCUCGCCUCCCUCGCGAAGGCGAAGCGCUUCCCCGCCGCGAUUUUCCUUUGCGCCCAAACGGAGUCUCGCGCCAGGAGCGUCGCCCCCUGCCACGUCACCCUCACCAUCCUCAUCAACUGCUUCUGCCACGUCGGCAAGGUCGCUCUCGCCUUCUCCGUCUUCGGGAAGCUUCUCAAGCGCGGUCUCCCGUACGACGUCGUCACGGUCAACACCCUCAUCAACGGCAUCUGCCUCAACGGCGCCGUUUCCACCGCGCUCAAAUUUCACGACGAAAUGCUCGCGGAUGGAUUCGAAUUCAACGAAAUCACCUACGGGACUUUAAUUAACGGACUCUGUGAUGCAGGAAAAACAAAAGUCGCUGUUAGAUUGUUGAGGAUGAUACAACAUUGUGUUUUUAAUGUUAAACCCAAUGUGGUUAUGUAUAGUAGAAUUAUUGAAGCUUUGUGUAAGGAAGGAUUAGUGAAUGAAGCUUGUGAGUGGUACUAUGAAAUGGUUGGUAACAAUGUUGAGCCUACUGUUUUCACUUUUAGGCCUCUCGUGAGAGCGUUGUGUGUCGCGGGAUGGUUGAACGAGGCGGUUUGGAUGGUGGAGGAGAUGAUUUCGAAGGGUAUUUAUGUUGAUCUUUAUGUGUUUAGUGUUUUGAUUGAUGGGUUGUGUAAGAAGGGGAUGGUGGGGGAGGCACGGGAGGUGUUUGAUGAAAUGAUUAAGAGAGGCUGUGGGGUUAGUGUUGUUGCAUGCUCGUCCUUGAUGGUGGGGUAUUGUUUGAAGAACGAAGUGGACGAGGCGAGGAGGUUGUUUGACGCGGUUGUGGGACGACCGGACGUUUGGAGUUAUAAUGUUUUGAUUAACGGGUAUUGCAAGGUUAGGAGAUUGGAUGAUGCCAUGAAGUUGUUCUAUGAAAUGUGGGGGAAGAAUGUGGUUCCGAAUCUUGUGACUUACAAUUUGUUGGUUGAUUGUGUUUGUAAAUGCGGGAGGGUGGCGAUUGCUUGGAAGGUUGUUAAGGCGAUGUGUGAGAGUGGUGUGGCGCCAGACGUUGUUACUUAUAGUAUCUUAUUGGAUGGUUUGUGUAAAGAGCAACAUCUUGACCUGGCGGUUGUGUUGUUUAACCAGCUGAUUAAGAGGGGCGUGGCGCUUGAUGUUUGGAGUUAUAGUAUAUUGAUUGAUGGGUGUUGCAAGAAUCAGAGGAUAGGCUGUCGUCUGCGUGGAGGCUUCUCAAUGAGAUGCACAAUAAUGGUCCACCCCCCGAUGUUGUUGCUUACAGUACCCUGUUGCAUGCUUUAUGCAAAAGUGAACAUUUCGACCAAGCAAUUUUAUUGUUUAACCAAAUGAUCAGGAGGGGUUUGGCACCUGAUGUUUGGAGUUAUACCAUCUUGAUUAAUGGACUGUGCAAGAGUGAAAGGAUAGACGAGGCCGUUAAUCUCUUUAAAGACAUGCAUCUAAAAAAUUUGGUUCCU
Molecule: messenger RNA, 1725 nt
Organism: Glycine soja
Lineage: Eukaryota; Viridiplantae; Streptophyta; Magnoliopsida; Fabales; Fabaceae
Product: putative pentatricopeptide repeat-containing protein At1g12700, mitochondrial
Exons: 2
Coding region: 182-1600 (472 amino acids)
Molecular function (GO): protein binding
Source: RefSeq, a predicted model, not a curated record